Molecule: messenger RNA, 459 nt
Organism: Galendromus occidentalis (western predatory mite)
Lineage: Eukaryota; Metazoa; Arthropoda; Arachnida; Mesostigmata; Phytoseiidae
Exons: 2
Coding region: 10-381 (123 amino acids)
Source: RefSeq, a predicted model, not a curated record
ACAUUCACAAUGAAUCUCGCCCUUGCUGCAUUGGCGGUCGUUUUCGCUGUUUGUCCGUUUUUCCACGGGACUGAAGCUGCGUCCAAUGCGAUCGGUGAGUGUGGUGGUCGCCUCAUCGACGUGCUCGUCAGAGUCUGCAAGGAUCACGGAGACAUACGCUCUGACAAAAGAAACGAUCCUUACUUGAUGAUGCCAUGGGGACAUCGCUGGACGCGUGACGCGAAAGACACUUGCGCCGGCCGCUUCGCAAACCUGCGGUGUAUGUGUUGUAGGAGCGCCUUCGGACCCUGUUCCUACGAAGAAAUGGUCGUACACCACUGCCAAAAUCCUCCACAGGACAUGCGAGAACGCGUUCUCAGAAUCAAUGAAGGCCGUCGUUGAGCCCUUUAGGUCUCUCAAACAACUCGGGUAGUCUGGAUCAGGGAAAAUGAAUUUUGGAAGCUGUCGUCACGAACUGUU